CCAUCCCAGCAGAUAUAUGUAGCUAAGAUCAUGGAAAAGUAGCUAAAAAUUUGAUGGUUGACUAAGAUGUGUGAGGAUUGUCAACCAUUGUCCAUUGUGACAACUAGCUUAAGUAAACUAGUAAUUAAGAGAAAUACAAAAGCUUCGUUAAUAGACUUGCAGACGAUUAAUCUAUUAAUUAAUCAGGGAUUAAUAAGUUUUAGCUGGCACCCUAUGCCCUACUCCACGCGUCUUUCUAUACCGACAAUAGUGCCAACUUGCAACGUUUAUUUUUUGGUUAAUUAUUUCCUUAUAGCUUGUUAAUUAUGUUUCACUUUGUUUCGAUCUGCGUUUAAUUAUUCGAAAAUUAUGUAUUGCAUGACGAGGUGGGAAAGCGUGUUGUUUGGUAAACUCCUUUUUUACUUUCGGAAUGUCGUAUUGAGAAAAUCAUUUCUUCCUUUGAUCAUGGCAGCAAUCGGCAAAUUUAUGUUGUUGUUCGCCGGUAACCAAACCCUCUACUCAACAAAAAUGAUACCAAAACACUAGCAAGCCAAACAUGCCUUCUUAGACAACACCAUGUUCCACCAUUUCUAGCUUCUGUCUCCAGUUAUGUGGUUAAGAGAAUAACUCAGCGUGACAUUUGAUCUACAUCGUACUUCUUUGAUUUGAUUCUCAUAGUUUAUCAUUCAAAUAAGAGAAAGGGGGAAAAAUAAUGCUUUGAAAGUAUUAAGACUUUGAUUUUGUUUUAUUUUAGUUGUGUAAUUUAGAGUGUACCUUAUGUAUAACAGAGCGUGUUAAUAUAUCAUGUAAAUAACUAUACUUUAGUGAUAGAUAGGCGCUCGAAAGCAAGAAAGUUUUGUAUCCAAGUCUCUCUCGCAACAUAAAUAAAUAAGUUUGUGAGGAUGUUGAUCUAGAUCCCAAGCCAGUCAGAGAUUAUCAUAGGCUUCUCUAAUAAACAAAUAGCUCUAUCACCGACUACGAAUUAAUAGUAUUCAAAUUGAACGCCUUGUCACAAAUAUUGCACAACCAAUGACAUCAUUGUUGCCAAGACCUUGUUUGAUUCUUUUUCUUAAAGAGAAGGAAACAAAAUGAGCAUGUUCUAACCAAGAUCUACUCGUUUUCAUAUAAAGACAAUGAUGGUUGUUAAAGAAAUACCCAAUAAACCAAAAGAUCCAACAAAUCGUCAAUGCAUGCUUCCACCAAACUCUAAUUCUUCCAGAAAGAAAGGCAUAGAACAAAACAAACAUUUGCUCUGUCACACCGUCCCUCUGACGAACUUCUACAUCUUGGAAAGGAAUCACUAAAAAAACAAAGUAAAAAGCAAACAAGGAAACUUCUUGGCACAAACAUUUGCUCAUAUUAAGCUCUCCCUUCCAUUAUAUAUUCAACCACUCCACUCCCUUCAUUUUGGAGUUCACCAUUAGCCUUCCAAAAUCCUCCCAAAUCCUUGCAAGAAAACAUGAAGCUCCAACAACGAACAAGAAGCAAGAGAUCCUCAUCUUCCCCCUCUACCUUCUGCCUAGCCUCUCUUCUUCUUCUUCUUCUUCUUGCCCUUUACUCACAAUCCUCAUUCGCGCAGGAAGUCGAGGAUGAGAGGGAGUUUGACUACAUAAGAGGAAGCCAAAAGGGUCCUUCCAAAUGGGGAGAGCUGAAGAAAGACUGGGAAGCUUGCAAAACAGGUCAACUCCAAUCCCCAAUCGACAUGUCGGAUCAAAGGGUGAAGUUGCUCAACAGAUCUCUUGACAUCAACAGGAGUUACAAGCCUGCAAACGCCAUUGUCAAGAACAGGGGACAUGACAUUUCGCUCCAAUGGAAAGGUUCGGAUGCAGGGUCGAUAAGGAUCAAUGGGACAGAGUAUCUGCUCCAGCAAUGCCACUGGCAUUCUCCUUCCGAGCACACAGUCAAUGGCAGGAGUUAUGAUAUGGAGCUCCAUAUGGUUCAUUUAAAUCCAGAGACGAAUGGGAUUGCUGUUGUGGGUGUGCUGUAUAAGGCUGGCAGCCCAGACCAUUUCCUGUCCAAAUUGAUUCAGGACAUUAAAUCCAUUGAGCACGACGAGAUGGACAAGAACAAGAAGAAAGAGAUUGAGAAGGAAAUGGGUGUGAUGGACCCUAGAGAGAUCAAGAUUGGUGGCAAGAAGUACUAUAGAUACAUUGGCUCCCUCACUGUCCCACCAUGCACAGAAGGAGUUGUUUGGACCAUGAGCAGAAAGAUAAGGACAGUUUCCAGAGACCAAAUCAAAGCCCUUCGUGAUGCAGUUCAUGAUAACAAAAUGCCAGGCCAGUUCAGCAACUCCAUCAGAGAGAAGUAGAGCAAUAUGGACCAAACAGUGUCGAGACUCCCAAUUAAUGUCACAGUUUUUCCCUUAGUCAAGCUUCUUCUGUUUUUGCUUGUGGGUUCCAGAAAGAAAAUGUCAUUUCCACCAUAUAGUAUGAUUUUUCUAUGCUGUAAUCCUCAAGUUCUGAUCCUAAAUAAUCAUUUAUUCUUUUAUUUGUUACAUGCAAAGUUGAAAACCGAAUUGAAUUGGUAUAGAAUGAAACCGAAAAUGAGCG
This is a messenger RNA of Linum trigynum, 2528 nucleotides long. The record is from the annotation of a GenBank genome assembly. NCBI's taxonomy places the organism in Eukaryota, Viridiplantae, Streptophyta, Magnoliopsida, Malpighiales, Linaceae.